CCGGGCUGCCAAGCUGCCACUCAGUGCCCGGCCGCCGUGGGGAAGCAGGCGUGGGCCCGCUGCACCUGCUCGGGUGCGAGAUUAGAAGAGGAGUCAUGUCAGAAGAAACAGUUAAGGAAUCACAGUUUUCCUUGAAGACAGCGGCACUAAGAGUGUUUGAUCUUCCUUUGUCUUGGUAUUAUUCUCUCUCCCAGAUUAAAUUUUCCCCAGUAGCUAGAAAAUUGUUUGUGGUAACUGCAGUGAGUGCCGUAUCUGUAAUUUUUCUGGCCCAUCACUUUAAAAGAAGACGUGGAAAAAAGAAAGGAAAAAUAUUGCCAUGGGAACCAGAACACCUACUACUUGAAUACACUAAAAGAUCAGCAUCAGAGAAAGGUUCAAGUUGUUCCAGUAGUAGACAGAAUUUGACAUUAUCUUUAAGUUCUGCCAAAGAUAAAGGAUCUCAGUCUUACAACAAUGUUAAUGGAGGACUUUUCAGUAAAUACUCAGGUUCUGCACAGAGUUUGGCCUCUGUGCAAAGUGUCAAUUCAUGUCAUAGCUGUGCUUGCGGCAAUUCUAAUUCCUGGGACAAAGCAGAUGAAGAUGAUAUUAAACUUGUUAAUAUUCCUGUGACCACUCCUGAGAACUUAUACUUGAUGGGCAUGGAAUUGUUUGAAGAGGCAUUGCGUCGAUGGGAGCAAGCUCUAACCUUUCGAAAUAGACAGGCUGAAGAUGAAGCCUGUGGUUCCAUUAAACUGGGUGCGGGAGAUGCCAUUGCUGAAGAAAGUGUUGAUGAUAUUAUUAGUACAGAAUUUAUCCAUAAACUUGAAGCACUGCUGCAAAGAGCAUAUCGUCUUCAAGAGGAGUUUGAAGCUACUCUGGGGGCAUCUGAUCCAAAUUCCCUUGCUAAUGAUAUUGAUAAAGAUACAGAUAUCACCACGAAGGGGAAUGUGGAUGACUUUGGCCUACGAGACACUUUGAGCAUCGCAUCAACUGACUCCUUUGCUUCAGCAGCAGAGCUUGCAGAGCACAGAGAAGUGCGGCAUACCUACAGUCUGGAGUCUCUUUGCCAUUGCCCCUUUUAUGAAGAAGCCAUGCACUUAGUGGAAGAAGGAAAAAUUUACUCGAGAGUGCUUAGAACUGAAAUGUUGGAGUGCCUAGGAGACAGUGAUUUUCUUGCCAAACUUCACUGUAUUCGACAGGCUUUUCAGGUAAUUCUUUCAGAAACAGCCAACAGAAUAUUCCUUGCUGAGAGUGGAAGGAAAAUUCUAUCAGCAUUAAUUGUGAAAGCAAGAAAGAAUCCAAAGAAGUUUGAAGAUGUUUUUGAUGAGAUGAUCUAUUUUUUGGAGCAGACAGAUCACUGGGAUAGUACUGAAAUGGAACUUGCUGCUAGAGGAGUGAAAAAUCUAAAUUUUUAUGAUGUUGUUCUGGAUUUUAUAUUAAUGGAUUCCUUUGAAGAUUUAGAAAACCCACCUACAUCCAUACAGAAUGUAGUAAAUAACCGCUGGCUAAACUCCUCUUUCAAAGAAACUGCUGUGGCUUCAAGUUGUUGGUCAGUGCUGAAACAGAAAAGGCAACAGAUGAAGAUCCCAGAUGGAUUUUUUGCCCACUUUUAUGCCAUCUGUGAGCACAUCAGCCCCGUCCUAGCCUGGGGCUUUCUGGGUCCUAGAAAUUCUCUGUAUGAUUUAUGUUGCUUCUUUAAGAAUCAAGUUCUCUUCUUUCUCAAAGACAUUUUUGACUUCGAGAAGGUGCGCUAUUCGAGUAUAGAGGCUUUGACUGAAGAUCUCAUGCAGUUACUCAUUCGUCGCACUGAACUUUUAAUGGCCUAUCUUGGAGCUGAUGCACUGAGGCAUACAAGUAGUUGUAUAAGUAGUCAUGGUCAUGUUAUGUCCAGUGGCCUAGUGGAAGCCAAAGUACAAUAAGUACCGUUAGAAUCAUAUAAUUUGAAUGUGCUAUGAAAUAUUUUAAGCUAACUUGAUUUUGUAACAUGUUACAAAAUCUAUAGAAUUGGUGUUAAUGGACUCAGGGGGGUGGGAAAAAUCUAGUAAAGAAUAAGGGACUUUACUAUACUUACACAGAAGUUCUUUCAUGGAUUCCCUGUGUAGUGUUUCCAAAGCGACUUUUUACAAUGGUUAGGUAAUGAUUUAAGUGGUGAAAUGUGGGUUUUACAGAAAUACUGCUUGAUUUGAAGCCAGUGCUUGGGAAUUAAAUUGAGUCAUUGUCUUGAAGCAAUGUGAAAUGUCCGAUAUCAUUCUCAAAAACUCUGUUAUAAAAACAGCUUUGCACCUUGAAAAUGUACACUUUAGCAAAGACCUUUGUGGCUCACUCAUGCAAGAAUAUAUUACCCAUAGUGUCAACAAACUUAACGUUGCCUGAAAAUUUAUUUUUAAUUAUAGUUAUUCAUUUGUUUGAUCAAGUUUAGGUGGUAGUGGUGUUUUAUAUGUAAUGCUUACUUUAUUGCUUGUGUAUUUGAAUCAAAGAUAUUGUAAUGGCUCAGUAUAGUUAAAAAACAUUUAAAUGAAUUGACACUGAGAAGUUUACAAGUUACAAGUUUACAUUAGAUUUGCUGCAGUUUCCAAAAUAUGUUGCUAUUGGUCCUAUAAGUUACAAUAGAGACACUCAAAACAUCUUUUUUUUAUAGAUUAGAACAUUUUUCCCUUUACUGAAUAUCAAUUUUAAAAAUAAGUUAUUAACUAUGACAGGCCAUUAAAUUUUUUUCCUGUGUAAUUUUGGGACUGUUGCCCAACAUCUGAAGAUAUUAAUCUUAGUAGAAUAAAAUCAUUUCUCCUUUUUCCUUCUGCAAAACUGGCUUUUACUUAUUCACACAGAUAACUUAGCAUACUGGAAAUUUUGUCACAUUAAGCCCAUAUUUUUAAAAUAUUCAUACUUUGAAUCUUACUGAAAUUUUAAAGGUUUUUUCCUCUGAAUAUAAAGCAAGAUAUUUUUUAAUGGUAUGGGAGUAUAUUUCACGUCCUUGAUGGCAAUUGUAUGAACAAAAGAGUUGUUCAUUUGCGUGAGGUUAUUCAGAGUAUAUUGGAUAUUUUCAGAGUUGUAUUAAUUUUGUGUCCAAAUCAUAUAACAUUUAUUUGGAGUGACCGACUCAGUCUAUCAAUAAUAGGUUGGACUUGUUGAUUGUGUUCCUAAAGUGGGCUGUAUUUGUUCCAGGAGGGAGUUUACCCAGAAGGAGCUGUAUUUUUAAAAAAUGCAUUUUGGGAUUAAAGUGCCUAGUUGCUGAUUUAUGAAUAGAAAGUGAAAAAUGGGGAGGAAAGAAGCAUAAUGUUUGAAAUUUAUGUAUGUGCCACAUUUAUGUAAUAGUUACAAAAUAUGAGAUUCAGAAUCUAUGUGUUGUUUACAUGCACUGUGUUCCAUAAUCUAUAGGUUAUAGCAUUAAACAGUAUGAAGUAUUACACUAGUAGGUUUUGCAUAUGUAACUCCUUGAUUUUUCUUAUAUAUAUUCUUAAUUUAACAAUUGACUAUUCAUAGUUCUAAUUAUUGAUGGAGAAGUAUCAUUAGAAGUAUCAGAGCUAAGAAAUCCUUUAUGUAAUGUUUUACUUUUUAUUUUAUAUCUGUGUUUGGGUUUUUUUUAGCAUCUUUUUGAGGUACACUGGCUUGAAUAAUUCACACACAUGCACACAUAUGCACAUACACAUACACACACAUGCCAUUACCAUGUAGGCAAGACAGUUAUUGCUUAUAUUUUCCUGUUUGGGGGGCUCAAUGUUUUAAGCUAUAGUUUUAUAAACAAAGCUUAAGUAAGCUUAAUUACUUUUUUAUUUAAGGAAGAUAUUGUUUGAAUCUAUUUUUGAAGAAUUACACUAUUUAAUAAUGCUGCUACUACAUAAGAUAUCUCUGGGGGAUUUCUUCAGGCAAGAUGAAUGGCUUUUCAGAAGAUUUUUUUUCUCUUUUACAUUUCACCGUAAGUGAAAAAAAGCUGCUUAUAUUCUAGAGGUUGGUUUGUCAAAAUCAGUGCUUGAGUUUCAUAAGUUUCUGGUUAUUUCAGUAACUACUACUUAAGCAAGAAUCUUUCUUUGUGGCCUUUGACAAAAGAGACAAGAAUGAUAAAAUAGAACUGCAGGGCAAUAAACAUGGGAAAAAACCUUUCUAUUGUAAAGGAAAAUCCUUGACCUUUUUAAAAAAAAAAUCUCUUAAAAAUGUUUCUGACCAUAAAAAGUACUUAAGACAUGUACCAGUUUUACUUUUUGUUGAAUUCAGUUGAAUAGCUAAUGCAGUGUUUUUAAAAAUAUAUAUUAAUCUACUCUAGAACUUUAUAGAAUAAAUCCCUAACACUUACCAUGAUUGCUAUUGUCACUUGAAUCCUACCAUCCACUUCCCUAAGGAAAUUUAAGAGGACCUUGAAUUAGUCUUGAGAAAUUACUUUUUUCCUAGUUUUCUGAGGAAAAAAAUAUUUCAGGUGGUUUAUAUUUGGUAAUUAUUUUUUCUACUUUGGUUUCUCUACCUUUUUGAUCAGAUAAAAGGCCCAUUAUUUCUUUUCUACGGCUAACAAUUAAAUGUCAAAUAGGAGAUUAAUUAUUAAUUAGAGAGUAAUUAAAUAUCAGAGAUUAUCUUUUAAGAAAGAAGCCACUUUUUCAUACUGCUAAUAGUUAGCUUCAAAGAAUUUUCUUUCUCAUAAAGUUAUACUCUUUAUUCAUAUACAUUUACUAUGAUACUAUUAAUUUGUUGAACUGAAUUUACAAAAAAUAUUUACAAACGUUUUCUUGCCUUAAAAUAUAGAAUCUUCUAUUUAAAUUAUCAAAGGAGUGAUUAUUUCCAUUAUAAAAGAAUUCUUUAUCAUUCCUUUAAACCUAUGAAAUAGGAAUGCCAAAGUAACAUUGCAUAUACUUCUCUGUGACCUUUCAUAAUCAGGAAUUUUAAAUUAUGUUAAUAACAUAAUUUACAUUUAAUGUAAACACAUAUUAGGAAAUUAUUUCGAAUAUACAUUUAAAGUGAUUAUAAGAAUUAAACUAAUACAAAUCUUUUGGGUUUUUGCUUGGAUUAAUCAAAUUUAGAAAUAUCUCUGUAUGUGAGACUUAAGAAUUUGUAUAAUCUGUGAUUAAUAGAAAUAAGGAAAUGUUUUCAUUGUUCCUAAUGAUUAUGUUUUUACCUUGCUUAGUUUGAGAACCACCAUGUAUUAGCUUUACUUGACUGUUAUCACUAGACAUGUCUUACUUCCUAAACGUAAGAAUUGCAUUCAUUUAUGUAAAAGUUAAACACUACCAUAGCAGGAAACAAAAAUCAGUUUAUCCAAAAUAAACACUGUAACAUGGAUGUAUUCUAGUAUUGCCAAAUAAAAAAGUGAUGGUAUACUUGCUAUUGUAUUGAAUAUUUUACACAACGCAGUAUGUUUAGGGUCAUACUUGCCUCAUCAAACAUUACUCUAUGAAAACUUUCAGUCUCCAUAAGACUGUAUAUAUAGACCUAAUAAACAAAACUGCAGAAGCACUGAG
Messenger RNA from Talpa occidentalis (Iberian mole), 5420 nucleotides. It is a transcript of the gene MIGA1, whose product is annotated as mitoguardin 1. The record is from RefSeq and is a predicted model, not a curated record. The transcript has 16 exons. Gene Ontology annotation, biological process: mitochondrial fusion. Bases 96 to 1898 code for a protein of 600 amino acids. Lineage: Eukaryota; Metazoa; Chordata; Mammalia; Eulipotyphla; Talpidae.